AUGUCUACACAAGCAGAUACUGCUCCAAGACAGACUUCAGAGGACGACCUCGAAUUCACUGAAAAUGAGGAGCCGGCGGAGUUUGAGCACCUAACUAAAAAACGUUGCCUGCAUACUCUCUGGCCUCCAAUGCGCGACCUUGCCAAAGGGUCGUGCGCGGUGGCCCGUCGUUUCGCCAGUGAUUUCUCGGAUGCUUUCACAAAGCCGAACAUUGGACUGGUGUUUGGCAGCAUUUUCCUCGUUUACUUUGUCAUAUUUGGACCAGCAAUUACAUUUGGCACUCUCAUGAGUAAGAGCACUUAA
This is a messenger RNA of Dibothriocephalus latus, 303 nucleotides long. Lineage: Eukaryota; Metazoa; Platyhelminthes; Cestoda; Diphyllobothriidea; Diphyllobothriidae. The record is from the annotation of a GenBank genome assembly.